Molecule: messenger RNA, 2786 nt
Organism: Phragmites australis (common reed)
Lineage: Eukaryota; Viridiplantae; Streptophyta; Magnoliopsida; Poales; Poaceae
Product: adagio-like protein 1
Exons: 2
Coding region: 274-2163 (629 amino acids)
Biological process (GO): response to blue light; circadian rhythm
Cellular component (GO): cytosol; SCF ubiquitin ligase complex; nucleus
Molecular function (GO): protein binding
Source: RefSeq, a predicted model, not a curated record
UCAACCAAGGCGCGCUGAGUCGGUUGGCUGCCACUGCCCCCUUGUCCCGUCCACUCGUUGGCGUCCUCUCUUUCUCCCCCACCACCUCCUCCCAUUCCGCUCUCUUCACCGCCCCCCAAAACCCUCCUCACCAAUCCAACUAUCCAAUCCCGAGCCAGGCCACCAAGCACUAAUCCCUCACGCUACGCCCCACGCGCUUGGCCUCGACGGGCUGACCGAGCCGCGGCUGGGAGCUCGGAUCCGGAGCUAGGGUUUGUCUUCGGCCGCGCCGCCAUGGAGUGGGAUAGCGAGUCUGACGGCGCCGGCAGCAUCGGCCCUGGCGAAGAGGAGGAGGAGGAGGAGGAAGAGGAGGCGGGAUUCGAGGGAGUUGGUGGAGGUGGGGGAGGGGGCGGGGGCAUGUUCACGUUCGCGAUCGAAGGGAUGCUGCGCGCCUCCGGGCCGUGCGGGCUGGUGGUCACAGACGCGCUCGAGCCCGACUGCCCCAUCAUCUACGUCAACCGCGGCUUCGAGGAGGCUACCGGGUACCGCGCCGAGGAGGUGCUCGGCAGGAACUGCCGGUUCCUGCAAUGUAGAGGGCCAUUUGCUCAAAGGAGGCACCCCCUAGUUGAUGCUGCAGUGGUUUCGGAGAUUCGAGGAUGCACAGACAACGGUACUGAGUUCCGUGGUGAUUUGCUAAAUUUCAGGAAAGAUGGCUCACCAUUGAUGAACAGGUUGCAUCUGAUCCCUAUAUAUGGAGAUGAUGAAACCAUAACGCAUUAUAUGGGCAUUCAGUUCUUCACUAAUGCUAAUGUUGAAUUGGGACCAUUGCCUGGCUCAAUAACAAAGGAACCAGUGAGAUCUGCACGGUUUGCUCCGGAUAACUCUUUUCGACCCAUAUCCACGGGGCCAGGUGAGAGCAACUUUUGUCGGGAAUAUUCCAGCCUUUUCCAAUUGACGGAUGAAGUACUUUGCCAAAGUAUCCUGUCAAGGUUGUCACCAAGAGAUAUAGCAUCUGUGAGCUCUGUGUGCAAGCACUUGUAUCACUUAACAAGAAAUGAAGACCUUUGGAGAAUGGUUUGUCAGAAUGCUUGGGGUAGCGAGACUACUCAAGCUCUUGAGACAGUGCCUGCUGCAAGAAGAUUGGGCUGGGGUUGGCUGGCGAGAGAACUGACCACCUUGGAAGCUGUUGCCUGGAGGAAAUUGACAGUAGGGGGUGCAGUGGAGCCAUCUCGAUGCAAUUUCAGUGCCUGUGCUGUAGGGAACCGUGUUGUUCUCUUUGGCGGAGAAGGUGUCAACAUGCAACCAAUGAAUGAUACAUUUGUUUUGGAUUUAAAUGCAAGCAAUCCAGAGUGGAGGCAUAUCAAUGUAAGCUCAGCUCCUCCAGGCCGUUGGGGCCAUACUCUGUCAUGUUUAAAUGGAUCUUGGUUGGUUGUGUUUGGUGGAUGUGGAAGGCAGGGUCUUCUUAAUGAUGUAUUCAUGUUGGAUCUGGAUGCAAAACACCCAACCUGGCGUGAGAUUCCUGGAGUUGCACCCCCAGUUCCGCGAUCAUGGCACAGCUCCUGCACUUUGGAUGGGACGAAGUUGGUAGUUUCUGGUGGCUGUGCCGAUUCAGGUGUACUUCUCAGUGAUACAUAUCUUCUCGAUGUUACCAUGGACAGGCCAGUAUGGAGAGAGGUACCUGCAUCGUGGACACCACCUUCAAGAUUGGGGCACUCAAUGUCUGUAUAUGGUGGCAGGAAAAUCCUGAUGUUUGGCGGUCUUGCUAAGAGUGGUCCUCUGCGACUCCGGUCUAGUGAUGUGUACACACUGGACUUAAGUGAAGAAGAGCCGUGCUGGCGAUGCCUCACUGGUAGUGGAAUGCCUGGUGCUGGAAAUCCAGCCGGGGUUGGUCCACCACCUCGCCUUGAUCAUGUUGCUGUGAGCCUGCCAGGUGGAAGAAUUUUGAUAUUUGGUGGCUCAGUGGCAGGUCUUCACUCAGCGUCACAGCUUUAUCUGUUGGAUCCGACUGAAGAAAAGCCUACCUGGAGGAUACUGAAUGUUCCUGGGCGUCCUCCCCGGUUCGCCUGGGGCCACAGCACCUGUGUCGUUGGAGGAACAAAAGCAAUAGUGCUUGGUGGGCAAACUGGGGAAGAGUGGAUGCUUACUGAAAUACAUGAGCUUUCUCUGGCAAGCAACUCAGUUUGAGUUUGAAAAGGUUUCUAGCCAUCUUCCUUGCAAAUUAAUGCUGAUUUCUCAUGCAACCUGAAGCUUGAUUGUCUUCACCGGCAGGACUGGAAGAAUGAAUGAGCAUACUGAAUAUUUUGGCAGCUACUUAGCUUCACGUGGAAGAUGAUAUGGUUCGCCUCAAGUAGAUCAAGCCUGUUACUCGGAUUGCUUGCUUUAUGUAGACAAAGGGUAGUGAUAUGUUCAUUUUUAUUGCUGUUUGUUUGGUCUUUUUACCAGAUAAGUAUAAUUAAUUCAUAAGCUACCCUUGUGGAAUGAGUACCAAUUGUAUAUGUAUUCUCAGAUGUUCCUGACAUGCAAUGUGUUAGGGGAACAAAGGACCACGCUGUAUAGUUGAAUCUUUUGAUGUACGAUACGUGGGAAACUUGAGCUGUUGUCUGAGGCAAAAUCUCAUGGCAUGCUGUAUCAGUGAUCACUGAUCAACCCUCUUUUUGUAAAACUUGUAAUAUAGUGUAGCAUGUUUUAUUAGGUGAGCUUAGCUCGAUGUCUGUUUACGUUAUCUUCUCUUUCACAUUUUGUAUCAUUAUGGACAGCUGGUACUGCAUAUGUAGUCAGAUAUAUAGUCAGCUGGAAGCAGUUCAGCA